Messenger RNA from Helianthus annuus (common sunflower), 1245 nucleotides. RefSeq names its product receptor-like protein EIX2. The record is from RefSeq and is a predicted model, not a curated record. Bases 1 to 1245 code for a protein of 414 amino acids. Lineage: Eukaryota; Viridiplantae; Streptophyta; Magnoliopsida; Asterales; Asteraceae. Gene Ontology annotation, molecular function: protein binding. The transcript has a single exon.
AUGAAAUCUUUUACGCAUUUAUGGCUUCUAAUUGUUGCUUCAAGUUUGUGUGCUAGUUGUUUGUGUGACGAAAAUCCGGGCCGGGGUUUGUGCAUUGAUGAUGAGAGAGUGGCACUUCUUCAGUUUAAACAUGAUCUCAUAGAUGAUGCCAACAGGCUCUCUUCUUGGAGCAGUGCGAACAUCGACUGUUGCACAUGGGAUGGAAUCGUUUGUGAUAACUUUACCGGUCAUGUUCAAGAGCUUCACCUUCGAGGACCUGAUCCGGAACGUGAAGACGCGUCAACUCAGAUGCUCAAAGGAAAUAUUAAUCGUUCUCUUUUGUUGUUGAAGCAACUUAAGUACCUAGACUUGAGCUGCAACGAUUUUGGUGUUACACAAAUUCCUAGCUUCAUAGGCUCUCUUCGGAACUUGAGAUAUCUUAAUCUCUCAAUGUCUCAAUUCUUUGGCGAAGUUCCUCACCAACUAGGGAAUCUGUCCAUGUUGGUUGUCCUUGAUCUAGGAAACGGGCCGUGGCUAAGUAACGUUCCUAUGAACAGUAUGCAUUGGCUGUCGAGUCUCCGUUUGUUGAAGUUCCUGGAUUUGUCUGGUUAUGAUCUUAACAGUGCAUCUGACUGGUUUCAAGUUGUGAGUAACCUUCCAUCUCUGGUAGAAUUGCAUUUGCCUUCAAGCAAUCUUACUCAAAUUCCGAAUCAGCUAUCCGAAGUUAAUUUUACUUCACUAACUGUCCUUGAUCUUUCUUAUAACAUUUUUGACACGAUGAUGCCUUGGUGGAUUUUUAGUUUAGGUAAGCUAGUUUCAUUGGAUUUGACUAGAUGCCUUUUCCAUGGUCCGGUUCCAAGUAGAGUCGGUGGUUUCCAAAACAUGACAGAUUUAAAAGUUGUUCAUGUUUCCGAAAACGAUUUUAUGAAUUCAACGUCCGUCUUGAGUGGAUUGUUGAGCGUCACUAGUCUUGUGUCCCUAGACAUUAGUACUUGUAGUAUCUCAACUCCAAUUCUUGGUGGUCUUCAGAACACGACUUCUCUCGUUAGUAUCGACUUGUCACAAAAUUUUAUCAACGAGACGCUGCCAAACUCAGUUGGGAACCUUUGCAACUUAAGACAUUUAGAUCUUCGAUCUAACAAUUUUACUGGAAGUGUAUCAGAGCUUCUGAAUAACUUCUGUGAAUGUAAUUCACCUAAGUUGGAUUAUUUGGCGUUUAGUGCCAACAGCCUCCUUUGUAUUAGACGGAAUAUCAUAUUAAGCUAG